AUGAAUUACCAGAGGCUGCUGAAAGCCCGGUUUUGGAUCCUCAACCAAGAAGCCUUGGAUCAAGAAAGCUCCGUUGAUGUAUACAACGAUGUGAUUAUUUAUGUGCGUAAAUUUUUGAAACCUGUUGGAGUGGAUAUCUUCAAAAAGGAUUACCGUUGGAACUGGCUUACCUUGAUUGCUAUGAUAAACAUUGCUACAUUUUUCUCAUGUAUGUUUUACACUGUUCACCUCAACUGGGGUCAGUGGAUUCUGGUGCUGGAGUCAUGUUCGAUAGCAGGUGUCGGAUUUCAAGCAAUCGCCAAACUGCAUGUCGGUCUUAACUUCGUUCCAUUCUUCAGUGAGCUAAAUCUUAGGCUGAUGACGAUGCAUGAACGACAUUCCAAGCACAAGGAAAACAACCGAGUUUUGGUCUUUUGUUGUGUGCUGAUUCACUAUACUUUUAAAAUAUUUACCGGUAUUUAUUUUUUCGCUGGACUUGGAUAUCUCAUAUUUCCGAUCUACAUGUACGUACAAAACUACGAACUAGUGAUGGCAAUAAGGAUGGAAAUUCCUGGCGUAGACCCUACCAACGUGUUUGGGUUUAUGGUCACCAUUGCAUAUCAGAUUCUGCUUCUCUACUGUGGAAUUGCAGGAAUUCUGGCUGCAGAUUUGGCAAUAAUGUUGUUCGUCCUGCACAUCAUUGGUAUAGCGGAUUUGUUUCGAAAUUCCUUGAAUGAGCUUGAUCGUAUGCUGCAGAAUGAGCAGCGCGACGAAGAUGUGGUUCACAGGCAGAUUUUAGACAUUUGUGUUAUGCAUCAGGAGUUGAUAGCAUAUGAAAAUGGUUUGGAUUCCACAUAUGCCACUGUGGUCUUUGUGCAGGUCAUUACAUCGGUUAUAUGUUUGGCAUUGACAUUGUUUAUAUAUUACGCGACGCGUAAUAUCGGCAACAUUUUGUUUAUGAUUGGUGCUAUGUUUCAACUGAUUGAAUUCUGUCUUCUCGGGACAGUUCUCACCGUCAAAAACGAUCAUAUAACUCUGGCGCUCUACGACAUCAGUUGGUAUAAGCUGUCCAAAGAGGACCAGAAAAUGUUGAGCUUCGUUCUUUCCCGGUCGCAAAAUGUCGUUGAGUUGACGAUUGGCGGGUUGGCUUUGCUGAACAUGGAAACGUUCGUGGAGAUCAUCAAAACCAUAUACACCUACUUUGCGAUGAUGGUUCAGUUGCUGGAAUGAUGAUCCACCAGCCUCAAAAUUAGUAACAUUUCAGAUCAAUUGUGCUACGAUAUUCUUCUAGG
Messenger RNA from Toxorhynchites rutilus septentrionalis, 1271 nucleotides. RefSeq names its product putative odorant receptor 83c. Gene Ontology annotation, biological process: detection of chemical stimulus involved in sensory perception of smell; sensory perception of smell. The transcript has 4 exons. The coding region runs from base 1 to 1209 and encodes 402 amino acids. NCBI's taxonomy places the organism in Eukaryota, Metazoa, Arthropoda, Insecta, Diptera, Culicidae. Gene Ontology annotation, cellular component: plasma membrane. The record is from RefSeq and is a predicted model, not a curated record. Gene Ontology annotation, molecular function: olfactory receptor activity; odorant binding.